GGAUUCCUGUCUGGUUCCUGUCGGUAGAGGCCGGGAUGGAUCGUCCAGUCCCAUGGCCCCUGCGCUUCUCGGCCCUGUGGACGCAGGGGGAAUCCUAGCAAUUUGCGCCCUCUCUGCCGGGAGUCCCGGACGGCAGCUGAUGACGUGGAUCUGCCGAUUUCUGUCAGGAUCGGUUUGAUAAAUGCCAGUUUACAGACUGAGCUUCACAGAGAACUGAGAGGAUGUUGCUGUGGGCCGUGGUUAUCCUGAAUUUGGGGACUUUGUCCAUGUCGCUGCCUCAGAUCAGUGACAAGAACUUCACUGCAGAAUGCGUGAGGGAGCACAACGAAGCCCGCUCAGCUGUCAGCCCAUCUUCGAGCGACAUGCUUUACAUGUCAUGGGACGAAGCGUUGGCCGUUACUGCCAGAGCAUGGGCCAAACACUGCCAAUUUAAGCACAACAUCUACCUGAAGGAGGUCCAGCGUGUGCACCCUACCUAUCAUUCCGUAGGAGAGAACAUAUGGGUGGGGACCCCCCCGUCAUACUUCAGCGUAAAGGGAGCCUUGAGAAGUUGGGUGAAUGAAAAGCAGUUUUACAGCUACGAGGCAAACAGCUGCAAAGGCAUGUGUGGUCAUUACACACAGGUUGUGUGGGCAAACAGCUACAAGGUUGGCUGUGCUGUCCAGCUCUGCCCAAAUGGCAUUAAAAACUUCGAUGGCCGUGAGGGUGCCAUUUUCGUAUGCAACUACGCCCCAAGCGGUAAUUGGUUUGGAAAAAAGCCUUAUGCUGAGGGGAAUUCCUGCUCUAAAUGCCAAGACAUUUGUGAGCACGGUCUCUGCCGGAGUGGAGAACGAGACAAACUAAGAAGCUACAGCUGGACUCCGGACUGGGACCCCGACAACUUUAGCAAAAAUUUUAAAGUUAUCCUGAUUGUCCGGCCCAUUUUCCUCAUCCUGAUAUGCAUUUCUGCAUACGCUGUCCGUUAUUUUUACCCUGAUGUCUUCUGCUACGAGUAGACCUUUUGUUGUUAAAGUAGAACCAGACGGACACCUCAUUUAUUUUAGUAUUUUAUUCUUAAAAUAGUUGCAUUUGUUCUUGAAUUGAGGAGGUCAGUGAGACACUUUGCCAAUUGAACAACAUCAUUUACAUAUGAAAUAAGAACAAAUAAUUGCAUUGUCUUAUUUGAAGUGCAUUUUAUCUAAUUAUCUUAUUUUAAGAGUAAAAAUACUCAUUCCGUUUGCAAAUUAUCUUAUUUACCUACUCAAAUUUAAGGGUAAAUACACUUCAGAAAUGUUGACUUAUUUCUAGAUCAUUUUUGCAGUGUACCACUGUAUUCAAGAUUUCUUCCCCCAAAAACGAACAGAUUUUUAACAUCAAAGAGAGGCUGAUUUCAAACUGCAGAACACCAUGGAAUCUGAUGUAAUAUAUUUUUCUUAAAGUCUUGUAAUGGACAAGAAUAAACAAAAAUAUCCCCUUAAAGACAAACAAUGGGUAAAAUCCACCAAGCCAAGUAAAACUGGACAAUAACAGGUUAAAAAAAGAAACUUCUCCAGGUCGCAUCACUCAUUCCAGCUGCAACAUUCAGGUAGUAGGGUCAGGAUUGAGUUGCACAUGAAAGGAUGCUGCUGGUUAUAUAUAGGAGAAGGAUACUGGAUGAGAUGUUAACUCACCCAAAGGGGUAAA
Cyprinodon tularosa is the source of this 1662-nucleotide messenger RNA. It is a transcript of the gene glipr1a, whose product is annotated as GLI pathogenesis-related 1a. Gene Ontology annotation, cellular component: extracellular region. The transcript is spliced from 7 exons. The coding region runs from base 222 to 995 and encodes 257 amino acids. Lineage: Eukaryota; Metazoa; Chordata; Actinopteri; Cyprinodontiformes; Cyprinodontidae. The record is from RefSeq and is a predicted model, not a curated record.